Molecule: messenger RNA, 33011 nt
Organism: Pelobates cultripes (western spadefoot toad)
Lineage: Eukaryota; Metazoa; Chordata; Amphibia; Anura; Pelobatidae
Source: the annotation of a GenBank genome assembly
AUGGACAACCGAGUCGGUAGAUUACAGGUGCAGGCCUUUGUGGAGACCUGGGGCCAGAAGGCGGCCACCAUCAACCCGCACCUUGCUGCACUCUUGAGGAUUAACCAAGACGACGGUGCCGUCUAUUCCAUCCUACUGGACUGCACUAUGGCACUACUUAGCAGCGGCAUAGGCUAAACCAGCCUCUUGGACUGGCAGCCCGAUUUGUAACACUCACUACCAAGGACUUGGGGGGACCUGGCCCAAUUGGCUUGCAUGAACUCCCCUCACUGGAUUUCCACCCGCGGACACACUUACCACAUGGCAAUAUGGUAUCAUCUAGUGGUUGCAUUUAGCUAAUAUGUAUGACAUACUUAUGUAUAACGCCUUGCAUUUAACUGCUACCCUUACAGCAGCCUACGCUGAAAAUUUGUUGUAUUUUGUGUUGCACAUGUGGUGUUUCUAGGGCUCGCAGUGUUUGGCAGGAAUGUGGUGGCCACAUACAUAUUGGCUAACACAUGAUAUGUUUAGGCAGUCAACUGUUAUGACUCUCGAUUGACUAAUAGGUCACAUGUGUAAAGCACUAGUUUAUUCUUAUACUUCUCACUCACAUAGUCAGCCAGCACAACCUAUGUUUUACCAAUUGCAGUGCUACCGUUUCACCGACUACUACCUUGUUCAAGCCUGAUGUCUCUAAUGUAAAAAUGUGCUUGUUGUUUCUUUUUUUUCUUGUUUUAAAUGCGCAUACAUUUAAACAGCUAGCCUGCUUUACACCCUAGGCGCAAUUCGCAAUGCUCUGUAUGUGUCUGGCUUCACAAAAAUUGAAGCUAGACAAAUAUACAUAUAUUUUAAGCACCCUGUCAACUUAAUUCGAAUGGGCCUAUUACCUCAGCAAGUUCCGGGCAGGGCCAGACUGGCCCACCGGGAUACCGGGAAAUAUCCCGGUGGGCCGCGGCACCUGGGGGGCCGGAGAGAGGGAGCCCUGCACCCUAAUAUUUUAAUCCGGCGGCACACUCUGAGGUGAUUACUCACCUUGCGGCCGGCGGCCCCAUCUCCUGUGCUGACAGCUGUCAGUAUCAGUGAGUGUGCCGGGCGGCCGCCUAAGCAAUCCGGCGGCACACUCAUUGAUACUGACAGCUGCGCAGCUGUCAGCACAGGAGGACUGAGGGAGGGGGCGGAGCUAGCUACCAUGCUCCCUCGCAGUUCCCAUAAUUCCCAGCAUCUACACAUCAUAGAGUAGGGAUUACUCUAUGAUGUGUAGAUGCUGGGAAUUAUGGGAACCGCGAGGGAGCAUGGUAGCUAGCUCCGCCCCCUCCCUCAGACCUCCUGUGACAAGGUAAGCAGGCACACAGAAGGGGAAGGGGGGGAGACAAAUAGAGGGGAAGGGGGGGAGACAAAUAGAGGGGAAGCGGGAGACAAAUAGAGGGGAAGGGGGAGACAAAUAGAGGGGAAGGGGGAGACAAAUAGAGGGGAAUGGGGGAGACAAAUAGAGGGGAAUGGGGGACAAAUAGAGGGGAAUGGAGGGAGACAAAUAGAGGGGAAUGGAGGGAGACAAAUAGAGGGGAAUGGGGGGACAAAUAGAGGGGUAAUAGAGAGACACCAGGGAAGGGGGGACAAAGAGACAGAGGGGUAAUAGUAGGUUGGGGGGACAAAGAGAGGGGUAAUAGAGAGACACAGGAGAAGGGGGGACUCAGAGACACAGGGAGGAGUUGGGGAAGAGAGACACACGGAAGGUUUGUUGGGGGGACAGAGAGACAUGCAGUAGGGAAGGGGAACAAAGUGACAAGAUUUGUGGGAGGCAACGCUGGGCUGAUAAAAAAGAGACAGAGAGUGACUGGGAGAAGAGAAAGAGGCACACAGAGUCUGGAGUUAGAAAGAGACACACAGAUGAGAUUUGGAAGGGGAGAAAGAGACAAAGUGGCUGGGGCUAAGAACAACACAAAAGGGGCUGGGGGAAAGAGAAAUACAGAGGCUGGAGAAGGGUAAAAAGAAACACACAGGGACUGGGAUGAAGUAAAGAUGCACAAGGGUCGCUGUAAGAGAAAAAAAAGGAGACAAUUGGAGACAAGAUACACUAAACGAGGUAAAGGCAAUAGACGUAAAUUGAUGUGAUCCUGACAGUAAUACACAUAUAUAUGCAUGUAUAUUGAUGUGUGUAUUAGUAACAUAUAAUUAUGCCUAUAAUAUUUACACAUAUAGUAAUAUACAUUUAUUUAUGCAUAAUACACACAUAAAUGUCAUUAAAUAUGUCAAUAUAUAUAUAUAUAUAUAUAUAUAUAUAAUAUUUGUGUUAGGUGCUUAAGAUAGUACAGUAUGAAAUACCAUGAAUAAGCGUAGGAUGAUAAAAGGAGCAAGUCGGUUGUGGUGUGCCGAAACCGACGAUGAGGUAGGCCUAAGAAAGAAGAGGGCAAAAAUUAAGUAAUCAAAUUUAUUAACAGACAACCAAUACAUAUACAUUUAUCAACCAGACAUGUUUAUGAAAGCAUCCCUUAAUUCUUGUACUGGGUUCGGUAUGUACCGUGAGUAAGCGGAUGACUUCCAGCGCCCCAGUGUUUUGAUAACAUGAGUUGGGAUGUUGACACUGGAGGCUGUGGACGCGGCUCCUAUACGAAAGGAGUGUCCUGAGUAAUUGUUUGCGUUGAGGCCCAGUUGUGUGAGCAAGGACCUGACGUAGGUCAUGAAGGUUGUAGUGGUGAGUACUGCACCUUGUAGUUGUAAUAACGGUUGCGAGGGCAGUAAGUGAUGGUGCUGUAUGUAGGCAUCAAGAACCUUGACGGGACACCAUCUGUUGUGCGUGGGAUAGUAUGGAAUGUUUACAGGUAUGUGCUGGCUGGUUUUGGAGUGAGGUAAACACAGGAUGUAAUGAUCCAUAUGUUUUGUCAAGUGGGAAUAGAGGAGGAAUGGAGUGGUUUGGGUCGUGGAGGUCGUAGUGAAUUCUCUGGGUCGUAGAAAUCCAUAGAAAGCGAUGUAUAUUGCUGUUUUGAUGAUAGAAUUCGUAUUAGUGUAAAACGGUUUUAGGUCAAGUAGGUUAGAUAAUGCUUUGAAUAUAUGGUUAUCUAUGGGUAGCCUCUGGGCCAAAUGUGUGGGUUCUGAUUUUUGAAUACCUCUGAGUAUGGUCUUAAUUUGGUGAGAGGCCAUGAAACUGUUGUUAUUUGGGUGUAAGAUGAGCAUGUGGUGUUGAAUGCCAGUGAGAUAGAGUUUGAUGGUGUUGUAUGACAUUUUGAGUUUAAGGUGGCAAAAGGAAGCAAACCCCAAAAAAGAUGUCAUAACAAAUGGUUGUAUGAUGUUAUGUUCCAGAAGGAAUCGUUUGAAUAGUGUGAAAGCCCUGCUGUAUGUUUUGUUUGUAUUGUUUGAAAGUGCCAACUGGGACAAUGUCCUGCUAUGCUGCAUGAUGACGUCUAGUCCAGUAUGAGUUGUUGAAAUGUUGGAGUGAUGGUGGCUGUGGGUGCUGCUGACGGGAGUGCUUGAUGAAACUCCUGAAAUUUAAAGCGAGACAAAUUGUCAGCAGCUGUGUUAUAUACACCUGGCACAUGGAAACAACAUAGGAAGAAAUUAUGACAAGCUGCCAACCAAGUGAGUUUCCUCAGAAAUCUCAUGAUCGUAAGAGAUUUGGAACGACCUUUGUUGAUGAUGUGACAGGUUGCCUGGUUGUCUGAGUAACAACGCACUGGCGUAUUAGCCCAUAAAUGACCCCACGCUACGGCAGCCGCCACUAUGGGGUAGAUCUCAAAAAGAGCUGAGGUAGUGGAAAAACCUUCCAAAUCCAGAACUGCUGAAGGCCAGCUGCCCCAAAGCCAUUCGUUCCCAAAAAUUGCUGCAAAACCAGUGGUAGAUGCCGCAUCUGACCAAAUGGUAGGAGAUGAUUCAGUCAAUUGAGGGAGGAACAUACUUUUACCAUUCCAAGUGGUUAAAAAUCUCUUCCACAUGUUUAGAUCUGCCGUAGCUUGGUUAUCUAAGGACAACCUGUGCGUGUCAUGUAGAAAAAGUGGGAAAAGAUGCAAUAGUCGUGAAAUAAAGGAGCGGCCUUGAGGUAUGAUGCGCAUCGCAAAAUAGGUAGUUGUUUAUGUAAGUGAGAAUAUUCUCUAUCUUAUCGUAUGGUAGGCUUGCUUGCAUUGUGGCAGAGUCUAAUUGGAUACCCAGAAAAGUGAUAACCGUGUCUGGCCCUUCUGUUUUCUUUGGGGAGAUGGGUACACCUAGUUGCUCAAACAGCUUAGUGGUAGCUUUGAGGCUAGUGGGAGGUGCAGUAUUCUCCUCGACCAGUAGGAAAUCGUCCAAGUAAUGUAAUACCGUAGGGCAUCCGGCUAUGUUCAAUAGUAACCAGCAUAAUGCUUCAGCAAAUGUGUCGAAAAUAGCUGGGCUACUUUUGGACCCAAAAGUUAACCGGGAGAAAAAAUAGUAGUUCCCGGACCACUUGAUGCCAUGCAAGUGCCACAGUGUGGGGUGGAUAGGGAGUAAUUUGAAGGCGUUAGUAAUGUCGGUCUUACUGAGCCAGGCUCCAACCCCUGCUUGUAUGAUAGCUGUAAUGGCGUGAUCUAUGGUGGUGUAUUGCAGAGAGAAUUCCUCAGAGGGUAAGACUGGGGUUGGCUGAUGAGUGGGGAGCCGAUAAGUCAAUGAUGAGUCUCUGUUUUUGGGAAGAUUUCCCUGUGACAAUAGGGUUGGUGCGCCAUUCUGUGAAUGGAGGAGUUCUAAAAGGCCCCAAUACUAAGCCCUCAUCCACUUCUUGGGCUAUGAGGGUGUCAACCACUGUGGGGUUGUGUUGGGCAGAUUGUAGGUUAGGGCAUUCUAGUGUUCGAGCUGGUAUGUGUAGGAUACCUGUGUGGAAGCCUUCUGUUAAACCAGAAAUAAGAAAGUCUACCAGGUGUCUAGAUGGGUGCUGAGACAUCAAUGCUGUGAAUACUGGCAUAUUAAUGGACGUAAGGUAAGGCUUGGAAUACAUUUUAUUUGGACACAUGGUCUUUGCAUGUGCCCUAAAACAUUUUGAACAGACAUGCAAUAGUAUACAUCCACUGUAAUUACAAGACCCAACAUUGAAAUUAUUACAUAUCUGGGACUUGCCCAGAAACUUGAUUGGGCGUCCCAAUUUGUCUUUUGAUAGUUUCCCCGGAUCCCCAGAGGAACUAGUUCCUUGUGUGGAGGCAUGUCCGUCUGCCGUGUUGGGACAAAAAUUAGUAGUAUGGGCUGUGGAGGAGCAAUAUGCACAAGCUGGUGUUCUUAGACCUGCAAAGUGUCUGCAAAAUAAGACGGUAUCAAUCCUUCCCCAGUUGGAUCGUGUUCCGUACUGGGAGAAGGCUCCAGCCACUUUUGCAGAAAAAGACCUAUGGUAGUCAUAGAAUGCCGAACCACCAUAUUUGUUGCCCAGGUCUACCAGCUUGUGCAUAUAGAGAUCAAACUCCUCUCUUCUGUUGGGAUAAACCGCACAGAUGACAUCCCUGUAAAUACCAAACGCUAGUACAAAUUCUGGGAUAGUCAGUUUCCUGUUCAGGCGGGCAUCCCUAGAUCUGACAAUAACAGAAACAUCAUCAUAAGCAUACGUCUUAUGUUCCACAAUGUCCUGGGAGGCAAUCAACAGGGAAGCCAGGUUGACGUCUUUACCUUCCAGGAUAUCCCUUUUGAUAUGCUCAGGUAUCAUGUGGGCCGGGCUAACUUCCUGGUCAUCCAGGGUGCUGGCUGGAGCGACUAAUGGCAAGGCUGGUGUUUGUACCGCAGCCGCGGGUGGCCCUGCUAGAGUGAGGGCCGUGGUGACCGACUCAAGUUUCUCCAGCCAGGAGUUUACCUUGCCCAUGGAUGUCAUGAGUGAAAAUAACAUGGCAUGUAUGUCCCCUGGGUUGGACUGGCUAGAUCCUUCCCCGGCCUCCAUGUUAUUAGUUGAUGUGCGUAGCAGUUUGAAAAGUUCUGCCUUCCUUGCUGUAGCGGGGUAGGGGAUUUGUCGUCUCCUUAAUUCCGUGGUUAUGCGCGGGAUUGUCCAGGAUCUGAUUGAUGCUGGACAAGCUAGCUCUCCUCCUUGUGUGGGAGUGACAGCUCUAGCCGGGGUGCUAGGCAGGGAGAAAUCCUCUACCCCUUCCUGAGACAUACUAUAAAUAAAACAAUAAUUAGUAUAGAAAACAGGGGAAGGGAGUGACAGGUGAGGCCCUCUCUUUGCAACAUGCGAGGCGGCUAGCUAACGUGUGGCCCGAUGGGUGUUUGCCUCCGAAACGUUUGAGGCGGGGUGUUGGCCUCGCGGGACCACUAACUGAUGGCGACAGCCAAGACGGGGUAAAUACCUAUUGGGAAUCCUGUGACCCUAUUGCCAGUACUCUAAACUAGGGGGGAUGAAAUGAAAUGUAUGGUAGAAUACCAUAUGAGCAGGUGUACAUACCUGGUAGUAUGACAAAUCACAGGAAUAAACCGUGUGGAGCAAUUAUAUAAGCUUGACAGUAGUAUGAUGAGUGUGAAAAGAAACAGACUUAUAGUCCGUAGCAGCAAUGUAUUAAAAUUAUGUUGAUACCAUGGGAAUAGCUGUGAGUGGCUCAGAAAUGUUUGCAUGCUUGAAUAAGACAUCUGAGGGAGGCCGUGGCCUAUGUACCAACAAUCUAUGUGUUACGUGAUAAUGGUGUGUAAAGGAAAACAUGAAACGUAGGUUAUAUACAUAUGUAUAUGACUGUGCAGGGAACGUAUGAUUGGUUGGAUCAGUACGUGUGAUUCAACCCGAGUAUGCAUGAAAAAGGAAUUAAGCCUUAUGUGUCAUUGUCAUGACAGAGAAAUGAGGCCUGUAAUAUAGGCUGAGUGAAUUGAAAUGAAAUGGAUAGUUAUAAAACUCCUGGCGUGGGAGUUUCAAUGAUCUGUACAGAAAUGUAACUGGUUUUAUAGAAAGGGACAUGAAUGAGGUCAUGGCCUAUUUAACACAUGUAUGUAUGUAUGAUAUGUAGCAGAAUAACCAAAGGCAGGGAUACCCCAAAAUGAUUUAAAAUGAUGUAAAAGUGAUGUAUAUCUAUAUGAUAUAUUGUAUAGAAAAGACGUAUCAACCCGAGAAUUAUUGCUUAAAUGAACCUAUAUCCUUUGUAUGUGUUGUAGUAAUAACCCAGAAGUGAGGCCUGUAACAUAGGCUGAGUCCAUUUGUAUAAAUGGAUAAGUAAUGCAGACCCCUGAAAGCGUGGGAGUCAAAUGGUAUAUACAGAGAAGUGGACUUGAUUUGUGGACGUAAUACAAUACUGACAAUAUUUUAAAAGUAAUCAAAAUAAUCUAUUUAAGCCUGCAAUUCUUUAACCAAAUGUUAUAUACACAUGAAAUGGUGAAUAUAAUUCAUGAAAGGAUUAUACGUGAACACACAGAAAAGCCGAAAGCAAAUGUGAGGGAAACACAAAAGUUAGAAUAGUUUAACCGUAUGACUUAUGCGAACCGAAAGCGUGUUUGAGCGUAAGUAAAAAUUUGCCGAACGGCAAAACAACCAAAUGAUAAUUCAUUUCAAUAACAUGAAAUAGGAUAUGCGAAAUGACUAUUGAAACGAUUAAAUAUGUUCAGCCGAAUGACCGUACGAAUGAAAAAGCCUGCGAAUGGCUUGAAACAUUCGUGUCAUAAGCAGGGAAAAAGCCGUAAAGCAAGGACCCGUGCUGUACCGUACGCCGUGGGAACCGGUCCUGGCGUGACAGGAAGGUCCGACUUACGGUUUAGGAGUCCCUGGGACGCGAUCUACGAUAGAGACCGGAGUCAGAAGAAGCUGGACGGGCGGAAAGGCCUGAACAGGAUUCCUGGACACAACUUAACAUAGUGAAACCUCGUGGAUACUGAAACCAAGAUGGCGUCUGAGAGAACCCGGAAGUGGAUCCUCAUUCAACGCUGACCUCGAACGGUAAGGAGCAAGGUAAGGGGAGUGCCUUAAGUAGGCUAGUGGUAGCAAACCAGCACCUCCCACAAAUGCAGGCAAAUUGCCUUAAUACAUGUCAAAAUAUAUAUAUAUAUAUAUAUAUAUAUAUAUAUAUAUAUAUAUAUAUAAUGAGCACGUAUUGGCCCUGUCUUGUUGCUAGUUGCAUACUCAUGCACAAUAACAUAUUCAAAGUGAAGAGCGCACCCAUAGAACUUCAAAAUAAACAAGAUCACUUCAUUUUUUAGUUGUGCAACUGCAGACAUUCAGCAUUUCAGUACCAUUACUAAAAUGUCCUUAAUAGGCCAAAGUAGUUGUACUGAAACAUUACAUGCAAAUGUACGUCUACUUAAAAUAAAGGCGCUCUUUUGUUUAUUUUGAAGCCCUAUAUGAGUUCCUUCGUUGGAGUAAGAGUUUUCAAUUUCAAGUUAUUUUUUCACCCUCUUUAUCAGCACACUAUGCUGGUGCGACGCAUUAUUGGGCUGGUAUAGAAUUUUUUUCCAGGGCUGAUUUUUAGGUCCCAGUCCGGCCCUGGUUCCGGGCGUAUGUCCUAGCAUACCAUCUUAGGAAUCAGCUAGCCACUAGUGACCCUGAACCUUAUGCCUGCUCUGUGUUGAGCCUAACCUGCCUAGGCCGCAUGUUUCUAAUGUUAGAUAGGACUGCCCACUAUGUUUAUUUACAGUUAUCUCAUCUUUUUUUUUUCCUGCUUUUGUGUUCCAAACAUGUGCCUUACUGACCCCCUUCCUGCUCAGAUAACAGACGUAAACGUCAGUACCAUAUGUAGUUGGGACAUGCAGGCUGAGAUAUAUGAUUGCUCUGUUCAUAUAUGUUAUUACGCUACUUUAAACAAAAAAUAACAGUGCAGUAUGCUUUGAAUUUUUAUACUAACUAACAUUGUCUUAUGUCUAUUACCGAUGUACCUAUGCUUAUCCAUACCAUUGUCAAAGGAUGUACUCACUACUGCACUGUCAAAAAUAAAGAAUAAAAAAAAAAUUAAAAAAAAUCUGAUUAGUAAAGAAUUUUAACAAAGUCCACGAUUAAGAUAGAAAAGAUAGAAUGUUAGGUUUUCAAAGUCCCAGAAAUUCAUUUGGAAAAUACAGAGUGUUAGAUGUGUCCAGAGUUUGCCUUUAGCUGGGUCUUCCUCCUUUGCUUUUUGCUUAUUGUUUUGCCCCAACCCCCCACCUCUCUUAAUAAUUUGAAGAAAACCUUAUCUUAAGUUUCUUUACAUCACUAAUUUAAAGUGACCAAUGGGAUUAGAUGGGUGUACCUCCUUCUACUGAUUGUUUUAUAGACUUUGAUCAAUAGAUGGCAUUGUAGCAUCACAAAAAUGUAUGUACAAAUUCCCACUACCACUUUGUAUAAUGGGUUAAUUUAAUUUCAUGAUGUAUUUGACAUCACAGUUGUCUUAUCGCUAUGACACAUCAAUCAAACUAACUACCAACUUCACAGGGAUGUUGGUCUGUUUUAGCAGACUGAAUGUCUCCUUUUUGCGCCAUAAAGUAUGAUUUUAAUGCAUCUGGACUUUGGUUAAAUUUUAUCUUAAAAUGGUUCCUUCUUGUAGGUGUACAUUAAAUUUAAAAAGUAAAAUUAAUUUCUUAAGUAUAUAUCUAAAAUAUAUAUAAAAUGUGUAUGUCUGGGCUGUUUCUACUCCCUUGAUGUGUUUCAUUUGGUGUCUGGCUGUUGCUAGAUGUGUAGUGUUAGUGGCAGUUAGUGCACCUAGGGAGAUAUUAAAAUCCCCUCUUAUGAGUAACGUACCCACUGUAUUAUUUUGUACUAAGGACAUUAUGUGAAAUGUUUCAUAUUGGUUUCUGUUUGGGAUAUAAAGUGCGACAAAUGUUAUCGGGAAAGAACCUAUAAGACCCAGCAGUAUAAUGUACCGGCCUCGAAUAGUCUGUAAGAUGCUCUGUGUAGGUGAAGGGUAUGUGAGACCCUAUUAGGAUAGCUACGCCCUGUGAUUUACUUCUGGAAAAGUUGUUGUUGUAAAUAUGAGCUAUUUUUUUCCCCUCAGGUGUGUUUCUUGGACAAAGACAACGUCAGCCUUUAGCCGUGUUAUUUUUUCCAGUGAAUUAACGCCUCUGACAUUGUAUGACAUGUUAAGGGAACCUAUCUUGUAGACCAAUUGGGCAACCACCCCCAGCGAGACUGACACACAAUGAACUAUAUAAAGCGUUAUAACUUAAAGUAAAAUAAAAUAGGUUAAGACACAAUAAACUGUGAUACACUGGACUAAAAGAAAAGAAAAUAGAACAAAAUAAAUAAGGCUCUGGCAAAAUAAAUAAAGGCUCAUGUACCGAUUUUGUGGAACCACCAUCCUCUAUGCCUAAGGUGAGCAAGAGUGCACCCCAGGAUAAAAAAAGGACAAGGUGAGGCUUAAUAGAAAGCAGUUGUUGUUGCGGUAUUCUAUCUUAAGAGGAGUAGAGUUGAACAAUAGUGGCUUUGUGAGAUGUCUUCUUGGAGCUACUGCUCACAGAGACAGGAGACGUAUUUGUAAUAUUGUUAAGCAAGCAAAGCAGGAAGGGGAAUAAGAUGUACUUGUCAGAACGACAGGCGGAUGCGUAUUAGGGCCUUUAACUUGUGGCUUGGCGAAUGGUGUCGGGAGCAAGGAUCUGACUUUAUUUCUCAUGGUAGCUCUGUUUGGAAUGGAGAUAAGCUGUACAAAAAAGAUGGUUUGCAUCUUUCUGAAAAGGGAAUAAAGGAUUCUCAGCUAGCAGUUCAGAGGUUUUGCUAGGAAGUAUUUAAACUGGGGGGGGGGAGGGGGGCAAAAGGGUGACCACACAUCAAUCCAAUUGCCCCCAAAACAAAAACAGAAAGUAACUGUAACAAGGGUGUUAAAAAAUGAUAUGCUUAGAGUCAUGUCUACAAAUGCUCGCAGUUUAGAGAAUAAGAUCCAUGAACUUGUGGCAAUAAUGGCAACUGAGAGUGUAGAUUUAGUGGCUGUUACGGAGACAUGGUAAAAUGAGGAAAAAUGACUGGGAUAUAGCAAUACCAGGGUACUCUUUAUAUAGAAAAGACAGAGAGGGCAAUAAAGGGGGAGGGGUGGUCCUGGAUGUGAAGGAUAGCAUAAAAGUUAGUGAGGCGAACAUAGUCCGUUUGGGUUACAUUAGAAUUUGGUAAUCACACAGCUGUCAGAGCGAGCACAUGUGCUGCAGGGACUUACCAUCCGCCUCCCUGCACUUCCGGGUUCUGUGUGAAGUGCAAGGAGACGGAUCAGUGAUGAUCUUCUCCCUGUAAAAAUAAUAAAGUUUAGUUAAACUCCCACCCCCUUUACCCAUUUUAACUAAAAAUUAACCCCUUCAUUGUAGUAAGUGAUCAAUUGGCAGGGAUUACAUUUUACUGUCAUCUGAUUAUUAUUUUUUAACCCCUGAGGGUUAUUUUGUAUAUUUUUUUUAACCCUCAGGGGUUCAAUUUAUUUGAUUAAUUUAAAUAUUGUAAAAUUAUAUAUUUAGCUAGCUGGGGUGGGUGGAAGUUAGUGGGGAAUUGGGGGUUUUUGGUAUUAGGCCAACUAGGGGUUAAUGUUAAAACUAAGUUUUAAAAUAAGCUUUAAAAAGUUUAAAAAGUUUUUCAAAAAUGUUUUAAGAACGUUUAAGUAAAAAAACAAACAAAAAACACACCCUUUUAUCCAGUCCAAAUAAAAAUAAACCUACACAAGCUGCCAGUCGAUCAGUGAUCAAAAUACAGAUCACAGCUAAUUUAACAGACGAAAACGAGAGCACACGGGCAGUUACCUUCCCUGCAGCUGGUCACAAAAAUAUGGGCCAGAAAACAAAGGCGGAUCGGGCACCCCAUUAAACCAAAUUCCUGCUUGGCCCUCAAUACAGAACCUCGUCUCGUACUGGGGGGAGGGGGGGAUUUAUUCAUAUGGCUUUUCCUGUUCUGCUGUGUGGAGUGGGUAUUAUUAUUGCCAUUUAUAUAGCGCCAACAGAUUCCGUAGCGCUUUACAAUAUUUUGAGAGGGGGGAUGUAACAAUAAAUAGGACAAUUACAAGAAAACUUACAGGAACAAUAGGUUGAAGAAGACCCUGCUCAAAUGAGCUUACAGACUAUAGGAGGUGGGGUAUUAGAAACAUUAGGACAGGAAAUAUCAAGUAGGUGUGAAGCAGAGCUGGAGGAGAGAGCAAAGCACUGUCCCAUAGGAGAGAGCAGGAGACAGGUAUGUAAGGUAGAGAUUACUCUGGGAGGCCAUAAGCUUUCCUGAAGAGAUGGGUUUUAAGGCCUUUCUUAAAUGAUUGAAGACUAAUAAGUAUACACAUGGAAAUAAAGAAAAACAUAAUUAUUCUUUAGAUAAGUACAUUGUUCUCUACCUUAUAUUGCAGUCACCAAUCUUAUAUUAACAUUUGUCUUUUCUUCUUAUAUUCCUAUUGGCUUUAGGGUAUUGUCAUAGAUGGGCAUAUUGUAUUUUUCCAAUUUGUCGCUAUGAGAUUUCUGGCUGCCAGAAACAAAGUGCGAAAGGUUGGUGAAACCAAUGUUUAUUUUGUUGAAUUGUGUAGUUUAUUACCCUGGUUUAGAAAGGGACAUUACUUUGUUUAGUUAGUGCUCGAAUUUGAGCUAGGAUUUUGUUUGUAGACUUUCCUUUCUGUUUUUCUGAUGUUUUGAACAAAUGGAUUGCUGCAUGGAUUUUUGUGCACGAUGUAAAUAAACCACACCAUUUUUACAUAAGAGACUGUUGUUCUGUACCUGUUACCCUAGAGGACUGUGUUGCUUUGCCCUUAAAGGUCACAAUAUAUAUAUAUAUAUAUAUAUUUCAAUGGGUAGCUUGGCACUCUCCUUAUUGGUAUUAUACCUGCCCGGGUGCAAUCCACAGUGCAUCCAAUAUAUAAACAAAAAGAUAUCCAGGAUGCAGUCUCAGGACUUGAGCAAAAAAAAAUGUGAUUUAUUAAAUCAUGUGCAAGACAAAGACAACCGACGUUUUGACCCCUGCGGGUCUUUUUCAAGGUUACUGUAACAUCUCAAUCAUUAAAUAUAUAUAUACAUAAAAUGUAAGUGCACUUACCAAUCAAUUUCGUUGUGAACCCUUUCACCGGUACCCGGAAGUGAGUUAGGACCGCCUACUCAACGUCAUCACGCGUGGACGUCCGGCGGAGUGACAGCGUGAUCACCAUAGAAACCUACCAAGCUACUGGGUAGGAUCGUAAUUCUAAGAUAGAAAGUGAACCUGAGGUUGGGGUAAAAACAACAACAGGACAGAAGAUCCAUGGUAUACAUGGAUAAUGGGCAAAAGACAUGCCAAAUGUCACAAAAUACCUAAAAGCCACAGUGCAAUGAACAAGUGCUCACACCAGUGAAGCUGUUUGCAAAGUUAGUGGUCAAGUGAAAACAUAAUAGUGAAUAAGUGGCAAAUAGGUCUAGUGACAAGUUGUAUGUAUGAGUACAAGAUAAUUUAAAUCAUGCUAAAUACAAAAUGUACUAAUAAACUUGCAAACAUUACUAUGAAAUAAACAUAAUUGACACAUUAAUUGUAGCGGAGACCUGGUAUUCCACAGGUUACUCCACCAAGAUCCCAGUGAGGCUCAGGAACAAGUGAUAGAAAAUUCCAUGAAGCAAUCCAAGAAUAUCUCCAUACAGAUCCCAAUGACUGGACGACACACAGCAUCAGGAGCAGAACUAAAUCUUUAUUCGUACAGUGGCCUUAUAAAGCAUGCUCCCAUGCAAGGGAGGGAUUUCCAUUAAUCAGUACAGUAUCCAAUCCUGUUCUGGUAACCUCCCAAACAUCUCCUCCCCUCAGCCUGACUCAUAAUCCACUUAUGCAGGACACCAAUUCCCCCCGUUUCUGGAUGUACCUCUUUAAAUAGCACAUCCCCUGGUAGCCCUGAUCUGAGUGAACAACAUAUCCAAAAAUCACCCUGAUCGGACCAGGGGUUCGGGAAAUAUAUGGAGGGAAUAAAAAGACCGACCGCGCUGGAGAGAACAGCCGAAUUGGGUUCCAUGCGAUGGGGCCCUGCAGUCGGUCCUGGCAUUAGGGAACAAAUUGCAUGAAAGCCUCUAGUUACAGAGACCAGUGAGGGUUCGCCUGAAUCCCCUCGUUCGGUUGUUACUGUCUACCGAACAAGGGGCCGUUCGGUAGUUUGGAAGUGAACGGAUCAGGCUUAUGGAGGUCUCAGCGGUGUUCGCCUAGUCGAGUGUCUGAUUUGGGUUCCAGACACUCGACGGCAAUACACCGCUUUUCGGGAGUUUUAAAAUGGCCGCCGCCACGUGUUAGUUUCCCGAAUGGCGGCCACCCCCGAGAUCAAAGGACUUACUGCCCAGCUUGUCAAUUACCCGUUCGCAACAUUGUUGCAACGGGUAAUUGAAGGCACACUUCACACAGGGGAGGUCUGACUGUUCGGUAGUUUCAUUCCCUUAAUUGUUAGAAUGAUACUACUGAACAAUCAGACGAAUACAACACAUUUCUACACAUAUUAUCCUGCCAUUUACAUGGAUACAUUUAAAACAUAUGCAAUUCCCAGGACAGCCCAGUGCCAUCCGCUACAUUAAUGAUAUUAUAUUAAUGCAUAUCAAUUUAGAUGGUGCCCUAUUCUUAAACAGCAUUUGAAUACUAUAUACAACACUGAAGUUGCUGAACAUGAAAAAAUGCCAAAAUGAGAAAAUACCCAUUAUAUACAAAGAAUAAUGAGUGCUACAAAUUACUAUGUAGUUCCUCUGUAAUUAGCUCAUACUAAAGAAAUCUGCAUUACAACCGUUUUAAGCAUGUGAAUACACUAUACUGUAAAGCGAAAAAGUUAAUAGAAAAUAUAAUACUCAAACUAACUAAAAAAAUUUCGCUAUAUAGCAUAUGAAAAAUACCAAAUAUGCAAAAUCGGGAGCAAGAUACUGCUCUUCGGUAGAAAAAACAUCCUAAACAGACUAUGACCAGGAGUCUAACCAGAAAGACUCUGUAUUAUACUGGCUCCAAUUUUACAAAAACAUGGAAUAAGUGACAUUUUCAUGAAGUCCUUUGGGGGAUACUGUGUCCAAAUAAUGGAUCCAGUAUACCUCCCGCUGUAACAAGAUUUUAGAUCUGUCCCCUCCUUGGGACAGAGGUUGGGCGUGAUCAAUCCUGAUGAACCUCAAUGUGGGCAACCGAUGCUGUAAAGCCAAGAAAUGUUUGGCAACUGGUUUAUCAGAAUGCUGAUCCCGAAACGCUGUUGUGAUUCCUGAGCGAUGUCCUCUAAUAGAAACAUAGAAUGUGAUGGCAGAUAAGAACCAUUCGGCCCAUCUAGUCUGCACAAUUUUCUAAAUACUUUCAUUAGUCCCUAGCCUUAUCUUAUAGUUAGGAUAGCCUUAUGCCUAUCCCACGCAUGCUUAAACUCCUUUACUGUGUUAACCUCUACCACUUCAGCUGGAAGGCGAUUUCAGGCAUCCACUACCCUCUCAGUAAAGUAAUACAUCCUGAUAUUAUUUUUAAACCUUUGUCCCUCUAAUUUAAGACUAUGUCCUCUUGUUGUGGUAGAUUUUCUUCUUUUAAAUAUAGUCUCCUCCUUUACUGUGUAGAUUCCCUUUAUAUAUUUAAAUGUUUCUAUCAUAUCCCCCCUGUCUCGUCUUUCCUACAAGCUAUACAAGUUAAGAUCCUUUAACCUUUCCUGGUAAAUUUUAUCCGGCAAUCCAUGAACCAGUUUAGUAGCCCUUCUCUGAACCCUCUCUAAGGUAUCAAUAUCCUUCUGAUGAUACGGUCUCCAGUACUGUGUACAAUACUAGGGAUCGACCGAUUAUCGGUUUUACCGAUAUAAUCGGCCGAUAUUCGGUAUUUUCGGCAAUAUCGGUAUCGGCCAAUUCAGAUACCGAUAUUGCCGAUAAUACCUCCUAGGACCGCCAGGCUCAUUACAAGCCCGGCGGUCCUGGGGGGGCGGAGACCAAGCGCUUACUCACCUCCCAGCAGCUCCCCAGUGCAACUCUCGCGAGACCCGCGGCCGUCAGAGCGUUGCCAUGGAUCACCAUGGCAACGCUCCGUGCGACACGCUGGCCGCGAGAGUUGCACUGGGGAGCUGGAGGAGCUGCUGGGAGGUGAGUAAGCGCUUGCUCUCUGCCCCCCCAAAGCUCAGCCAAUACCACUGGACCACCAGGGACUGUCAUAUCCCCCCUCCCUGGCCAGGCAACAAGCAGGGAGGGGGGACAAAAAAUAAUAAUUAAAUAUAUAUAUAUAUAUAAAAAUAAUUUAAUAAAAAAUUCCCCCUCACACACUAUAUUAUAUGUAUAUUAUAUUAUAUACACAGACACUACACAAACACACUGUGUAUAUAAUGCAGUGUGUGUUUGUAUAGUGUGUGUUUGUAUACAAUGCACACAAAUACACUGCAUUAUAUACACACACUAUACAAACACACACAAACUGCAUUAUAUACACACACAAACUGCAUUAUAUACACACACUAUACAAACACACUGUGUAUAUAAUGCAGUGUGUGUUUGUGUAGUGUGUGUAUAUAAUGCAGUGUAUUUGUGUAGUGUGUGUAUAUAAUGCAGUGUAUUUGUGUAGUGUGUGUAUAUAAUGCAGUGUAUUUGUGUAGUGUGUGUAUAUAAUGCUGUGUAUUUGUGUAGUGUGUGUAUAUAAUGCAGUGUAUUUGUGUAGUGUGUUUAUAUAAUUCAGUGUGUGUUUGUGCAGUGUGUAUUUGUGCAGUGUGUGUAUAUAAUGCAGUGUGUGUGUUUGUGUAGUGUUUAUAUAAUGCAGUGUUUGUGUGUGUAGUGUGUGUAUAUAAUGCAGUGUGUUUGCAUAGUGUGUGUAUAUAAUGCAGUGUAUUUGUGUUUGUGUAGUGUUUAUAUAAUGCAGUGUUUGUGUGUAGUGUGUGUAUAUAAUGCAGUGUGUUUGCAUAGUGUGUAUAUAAUUCAGUGUAUUUGCGUAGUGUGUUUAUAUAAUGCACACUACACAAACACACUGCAUUAUAUACACACACUAUACAAACACACACUACAUUCACUAUACACACACACUACACAAAUACACACACACACACUCUGCAUUCAUUAUAUACACACACACUUUGCAUUUAGUAUAUACAGCAUUCACUUUACGCACACUACCCACACACUACACAAACACUCUGCUUUCAUUAUAUACACACUACACUAAUACACACUGCAUCCACUACACACACUAAACAAAUACACACUGCAUCCACUACACAAACACACACUGCAUCCUCCACACACACUACACAAACACACACUGCAUCCACAACCCACACACUACACAAACACACACUGCAUCCACUACACACACACACUACACAAAGACACACACUGCAUCCACUACACACACACACUACACAAAGACACACACUGCAUCCACUACACACACACACACAGCUCCCCUGUCACACUGCAUCCACUACACGUGGCAUGUAUAUUUUGUGCAUUUACCUUUAGAAAUAGUUUUUAUUUUCCAAAAUGGUAAAUGUACAGAAUAUCGGCAAAUUAUAUCGGCUAUCGGCCUGAAAGUUCACAGAAUAUCGGUAUCGGCUCUAAAAAAUCAAUAUCGGUCGAUCCCUACCUCUGGCAUCGAUAAACUCUGUAUAUGCAGUAUUUCAUAGCAAAACAAUGCACAUACCAACUCCAAGCUCCAUGACCACUUAAAGACACUGAACAACUCAUGGUCCUUGGACUAACCCUUUAAAGUAAUAUUAGGCGUCAAGUGCGUUUUUAAGUUUUGUUUCUAUGGUAGAAGCCGUAUUUGGAUAUAAAUUGCAAUCUGACCAUGGUAAGGACAAUGUGCAUCUUUGCAUUGUUACCCUGAUACUGACCAGACACAUUGUAUGCAGUCUCUGCUUUAUGUGCACCUUCUACUUAAAGAAGCAAAGUUGGGGGGGGAUAUCUCUGACCUUUCCCCUUCAAUUCAAACUCCAUAAUUUGUAUAUAAAGACAUUUAGUCUUGUUCGUAUUUCGUGUGCAAAGGUGUGUGUACAGUUUCUUUCAUAUGUGGAGUAAAACACCCCCAAAGUUAUAAAAAUGUAGCAAAAAAAUUUUUUAAUUUUUUUUUUUUAAAAACUUAUCUGCUAUUAACCCCUUAAGGACACAUGACAUGUCAUGAUUCCUUUUUAUUCCAGAAGUUUGGUCCUUAAGGGGUUAAAGAGACCCUCUAUGCACCAGAACCACUAAAGCAUAAAAUAGUGGUUUUGUGGCAUAGAGGCAGUGUUUACAUUGAAGAAGCCAAACGUCAGUCUUGCAGAGCCAAUGUUUGCAUCUUCAAACUCUGCAUGAAGGAACUUAAUGAUCCUCAUAGAAAUGGAUCGAAUCACUGCAUCUCUGUGAGGAGAUGAUGAUUUGCGCAGGGCGGAGAUUGCCUCCUCAAUUCUUCUGCAUGGUGAUCUCUGCCAAGGGAGGAAUGGUGGCAGCAGGAGUGGCGCACAUGGGGGAUAUAACAUAAGUAAAACUAUUUUCUUUUAUCCCUCUUUUUAUCAAGUAUAAUAUGCUGCUGCUCAUUACGACUAAUGCCAGUAGUACCAUUAUCUAUUGAUGCAAUAAGCCAAGAUUUCAUCAGCUCCAAGGUUUAGAAACUGCAGGUUAUUGAAUGUGUGACAUCGGGCUUCAAUAAACUGCUUUUUCUGAACUUUGGAGUGCCUAAACCUCUUUGUACUUUAUGCAUAUUGUAAUUGGGACCUGGUGCUGAGUUCUAGUUUGAUUGCACCCUAGCUCAGAGUGAUGGGAUAGAGUGCAGUUCCUGUUCGAGGUUUUGGAAAAGAUUUAAUUAGCUGACAUUUUCUUAAUCCUUUUUUUUUAUUUUCCUUUUCUUUAAAUGCUACAAUAUAUGUAAGAAAUUAAUAUAUAUUUAGAUUUAAUCUAUUAAAAGAGAGAGAGAAAUAGUUGGGUAGUAUAACAUUUUAAAUGAUUUUUCAUUAGUAUUGUGGAUUUAUUUUUUUAUUUUAUUCCCCACAUAAAAAUAUAACAUUUCUAAUCUAAGUAUCUGUUGUUUUCCAUUAAUAUUUAUGGUAAUGUUAAUGUCAGUUUAUAAUUUGGGUAGCAAUUGUUGUGCAUACUAUUCCAUGCUAUGGCUUGGUUGAAUCUUCUCUUACAGAGAUCACAACAUUUUCUCUUAAAGGGACUCUCCAGUGCCAGGAAAACAUAUCCGUUUUCCUGGCACCGCAUGUUCCUGCAGUGUCCCUCUCCCUCCUACCCUCCCAUCCCAUGUUGCUGAAGGGGUUAAAACACCUUCAGUGACUUACCUGAAUCCAGCCGGCAGGGGAGACCUAAUGCGCAUACGUGGCAAUGGCGCAUUAAACCUCCCCAUAGGAAAGCAUUAUUCAAUGCUUUCCUAUGGGCAUUCCGGCGACACUGGAGUUUAAGGGUGAUGGGCGUUGGCACACAGACCACUCCAAUGGGCAGAAGUGGUCUGGGUGCCUGCAGUGUCCCUUUAAUUUGUUAUUUUGUUAUGGCAUUGUCUAGGUGCCAUGUAACUAAUACUACUUUCUUUUUUUUAAUAUUAACUUUUUUUUUUUUCUAUUUAAAGAUCAUGAGAGCUACAUGGAGAAUGAGACACAGGAUGUUACACAGUUUCAGACUCAACAGCCAACAGCCCCAGAAGAAGAGGAGGAAGAAAUAAUGAUUGCUCAUCCAGAUGAUGAAGCAGACUAUUUAAAAUACGGUUCUAGAGGCUGUGAAAAUAAGUGUCAUUCCCAUUUUCAUGACACACUUGGUCAGUCUGACGAUCUGAAUCAUCAUCACCAUGACUAUCAUCAUAUUCUACACCACCAUCACCACCAGAAUCACCACCCACACAGCCACUGCCAGCGCUAUUCCAGGGAAGAGCUGAAAGAUGCUGGCAUAGCCACACUAGCAUGGAUGGUGAUAAUGGGCGACGGAUUACACAACUUUAGUGAUGGUUUAGCUAUUGGUAAGUAAAACAAAAUGUUUUACAACUCUGGAUUAAACCUGGCAAAUGGAAAAUUGUUUGCUUGACGACCCACAAAUAAUUUAACCUGUAACAUUACAUGUGUGGGUUUAUAACACCUGCCAUCCAAUAAACAGGCAAAUUUGUAACUGAACUUUGAACCAUUUUGAAAUGCAUCUCAUAUUCUUUCCAAUUGUGUCUUCUAUGGUGUUAUCAAUGUAUACUUGCCUAUUGUACACACAGAUGGACUUGUUAGCCUCUAAACCCCUGUAGUUAAUUAUGCAUUCCUAUAAGGUACCAUAAUCUAAAAAUACACUGAACAAAAUUAUAAACGCAACACUUUUGUUUUUGCCCCCAUUUUUAAUGAGCUGAACUCAAAGAUCUAAGACUUUCUAUGUACACAAAAGGCCUAUUUCUCUCAAAUAUUGUUCACAAAUCUGUCUAAAUCUUUAUUAGUGAGCACGUCUCCUUUGCCGAGAUAAUACAUCCACCUCACAGGUGUGACAUAUCACAAUGCUCAUUAGACAACAUAAUUAUUAUUAGGUGUGCUUUAUGCUGGCCACAAUAAAAGGCCACUCUAAAAUGUGCAGUUUUACUGUAUUGGGUGGAUCUGGGGGGUGGGGGGGCUCCGAAAACCAGUCAGUAUCUGGUGUGACUACCAUUUGCCUCACGCAGUGCAACACAUCUCCUUCGCAUAGAGUUGAUCAGGUUGUUGAUUGUGGCCUGUGGAAUGCUGGUCCACUCCUUUAAUUGCUGUGCGAAGUUGAUGGAUAUUGGCAAGACCUGGAACAUGCUGUCGUAUACACCGAUCCAGAGCAUCCCAAACAUGCUCAAUGGGUGACAUGUCCGGUUUGUAUGCUGGCUAUGCAAGAACUGGGAUGUUUUCAGCUUCUAGGAAUUGUUUUCAGAACCUUGCAACAUGGGGCCGUGCAUUAUCAUGCUGCAACAUGAGGUGAUGGUCGUGGAUGAAUGGCACAACAAUGGGCCUCAGGAUUUGGUCACGGUAUCUCUGUGCAUUCAAAAUGCCAUCAAUAAAAUGAACCUGUGUUUGUUAUCCAUAACAUAUGCCUGCCUAUAUCAUAACCCUACCGCUACCAUGGGCCACUCUAUCCACAAUGUUGACAUCAGCAAACUGCUCACUCACACAACGCCAUACGCGCUCUCUGCCAUCUGCCCUAAUAGUGAAAAACGGGAUUCAUCCGUGAAGAGAACACCUCUCCAAAGUGCCAGACACCAUCGAAUGUGAGCAUUUGCCCACUCAAGUCGGUUACGAUGACGAACUACAGUCAGGUCAAGACCCCGAUGAGGACGAUGAGCAUGCAGAUGAGCUUCCCUGAGACGGUAUCUGACCGUUUGUGCAGAAAUUCUUUGGUUAUGCAAACCGAUUGUUGCAGCAGCUCUCUGGGUGGCUGGUCUCAGACGAUCAUGGAGGUGAAGAUGCUAGAUGUGGAGGUCCUGGGUUGGUAUGGCUACAUGUGGUAUGCGGUUGAGGUUGGUUGGAUGUACUGCCAAAUUCUCUGAAACGCCUUUGGAGAUGGCUUAUGGUAGAGAAAUGAACAUUCAAUUCACUGGCAACAGCUCUGGUGGACAUUCCUGCAGUCAGAAUACUAAUUGCAUGCGUCCUCAAAACUGUGGCAUUGUGCUGUGAUAAAACUGCCCAUUCUGGAGUGGCUUUUUAUUGUGGCCAGCCUAACACACACCUUUACGAUAAUCAUGCUGUCUAAUCAGCAUCUUGAUAUGCCACACCUGUGAGGUGGAUGGAUUAUCUCGGCAAAGGAGAAGUGCUCACUAACACAGAUUUAGAAAGAUUUGUGAACAAUAUUUGAGAGAAAUAGGCCUUUUGUAUAAAUAGAAAGUCUUGCAUCUUUGAGUUCAGCUUAUGAAAAGUAGGGGCAAAAACAAAAGUGUUGCGUUUAUAAUUUUGUUCAAUGUAUAAUAAAAAAAUCAGCAUUUACCAUCAUGACUUUAAUCUGAAAGUGAGCUGUGCUUUGUCCUUGUACAGCAUGUGUUUUUUAAACGGAGUACUAAUUUAUAUAGCACUAAUCCUGAAAUGUAAAUUAGCAUGGAUUAAAAGAACACUCCACAUAUACAUACAGCUUGUUGAAUUGCGUUGUCUUGAGUCUUUCACAUUUGUAACAGUUUCUAAAAGUUCUGAUUUCAAUAGACAUCAAUAUUCCAUGGAGCUAACACAAGUAACAGCCUCCCUCAAUUCUAAAUCAGCUAUAUUACAGCUCUUUGAGAAGCAUUUGAAAGCUGUAAUCACUAGUGCACAAUGAGAAGCCACUGAUCGGAGUAUUCCUCAGCACAGAGAGUUUGCAAAUGCUGCAGACAAGAUAUGCAGCUUUGCAGGAAGUUUGUAGAUAUACACCCCCAAAAUAAUGCAGAAUUAAGUGCAUGCUUGUUUACACUAGGGUUUAUGGACUUUCUUUCUUUUUUUUUUUUUUUAAAUUGGAGGACAAUUGAUUACUUCUAUAGAAAAAAAAAUCUUGCUUAGAAGCAUUAUUUGUAAAUCUAGAGCAAUACCCGAUUUCCUUUUUCUUUUGUUAUUGUGAGUGCUAUGUUAGAAAAAAGCAAACUAGACUCUUCAGAGAUUGCAAGGAAAGUGAAAUGAGCUAAUUCAGUGGCCACAAAUGUUUGGCUACCCUUUCAAGGUACUUAUUCCGAACAUAAGUAGAUUUAUCCAUUUAAAAAUCACAAAAAUAUCUUAUAGCACUCACUGUGGUUUGUUACUCUUUGCUCUGCUUUGUGGUUAUGUGUGCUUUUAUUUAUUACAUUGAACUGUAUAAUUAAAAUUGUUAGUAAAAACAAAUUGAAUUGAAUAAUAGUUGUACCAACUAAUGCAGAUUGUAUAUUGUAUUACAGGAGCAGCAUUUACUGAAGGCUUAUCUAGUGGAUUAAGCACAUCUGUGGCUGUUUUUUGCCAUGAACUGCCACAUGAGUUAGGUAUGUAAACACUGAAAACACAAGUGGGGUUGCUAUGUACAUCAAAACAAUGAUAUGCUUUGACAUGGCCAAGGCAAUUCUUUCAUUUAGUGAUACACACUUAACCAAUGAUUCACAUAAUUUAAAAUAGAAUGUUCUUGUUAACUGAGUUAUAGUCAUUUUAGCAGCUUAGAUCUGCCUGCUGACAUAUCUAAAAAUGUUUACGGCUAUUGAGUGGAAAGCAGUAUGCGUUUAAAAAAAAAAAAACUAAAGUAGGAAAGUUGUGUUACAUUUCCUUGUUUGUGUAUAAUAAUACAUUCCUCUGUGUGUAGGUGAAUAUAUACAGUUGCAAGAAAAAGUAUGUGAACCCUUUGGAAUGAUAUGGAUUUCUGCACAAAUUGGUCAUAAAAUGUGAUCUGAUCAUCAUCUUAGUCACAACAAUAGACAAUCACAGUCUGCUUAAACUAAUAACACACAAAGAAUGAAAUGUUGCCAUGUUUUUAUUGAACACACCAUGUAAACAUUCACAGUGCAGGUGGAAAAGUAUGUGAACCCCAUAGACUAAUGACAUCUCCAAGAGCUAAUUGGAGUGAGAUGUCAGCCAACUGGAGUCCAAUCAAUGAGAUGAGAUUGGAGGUGUUGGUUACAGCUACCCUGCCCUAUAAAAAAAACACACCAGUUCUGGGUUUGCUUUUCACAAGAAGCAUGGCCUGAUGUGAAUGAUGUCUCGCACAAAAGAGCUCUCAGAAGACCUACGAUUAAGAAUUGUUGACUUGCAUAAAGCUGGAAAGGGUUGAUCAGUCCACGGUAAGACACAUUGUCUAUAAAUGAAGAAAGUUCAGCACUGCUGCUACUCUCCCUAGGAGUGGCCGUCCUGUAAAGAUGACUGCAAGAGCACAGCGCACUAUGUGUGGCAAAAAAAAAAGGCGCAGCACACCAACAUCAAAACCUCAUCCCAACUGUGAAGUAUGGUGGUGGGGGCAUCAUGGUUUGGGGCUGCUUUGCUGCGUCAUGGGCCUGGACGGAUUGCUAUCAUUGAAGGAAAAAUGAACUCACAAGUUUAUCAAGACAUUUUGCAGGAGAACUUAAGGCCAUCUGUCUAGCUUAACAUAAGAUGGGUGUUGCAACAGGACAAUGACCCAAAGCAUAGAAGUAAAUCAACAACAGAAUGGCUUAAACAGAAGAAACAGAAGAAAAUACACCUUCUGAAGUGGCCCAGUCAGAGUCCUGACCUCAACCCGAUUGAGAUGCUGUGGCAUGACCUCAAGAAAGCGAUUCACACCAGACAUCCCAAGAAUAUUGCUGAACUGAGACAGUUCUGUAAAGAGGAAUGGUCAAGAAUUACUCCUGACCGUUGUGCAUGUCUGAUCCGCAGCUACAGGAAACGUUUGGUUGAAGUUAUUGCUGCCAAAGGAGGUUCAACCAGUUAUUAAAUCCAAGGGUUCACAUACUUUUUCCAUCUAAUAACAUUUUUUUUUAAAUUCUGUGUGUGUUGGUGUUGUUUGGUUUUUACCAGGAAAGAUACUUGUUUUCCAGUAUGUCCUGGGUCCACAAAACAUUACAUUGAUACAUUAGGGUGAACAGGUAGGAAAUAUAUAAUCAACCAUCACACAUGCAUUCUGUUUUGAGAUAUGUAGAGAGGGAUCUCUUAAAGGACUUUAGGCUUGGGGAAGAUUUUAAAGUGUGUAUAUAUUUAUGUAAUAUUUUUACUUAAGUCAUUUUAUUAAUUACUAUUUGAGGGACCUGCCUUACAACCAAGGCAUAAAGUCCACAGAAUUUGCUUUGCAAGCCCUAUAUUUAACCCUGUAACUUUCCAAGACACCAUAAAACCUGUACAUGGGCGGUGUUUUCAAAGGUCACAGAGUCAAAUACAAGGCUUGCAUUUCUGUUUUUUUACAUUGAAAUUUGCCAGAUUGGUUAUGGUAGCACAGGAAUGAUAAUUACUUCCAUGAUGGCAUACCAUUUACAAAAGUAGACAACUCAAGGUAUUACAAAUUGGAUAUGUUCAGUCUUUCUUAGUAGCCACUUUGUCACAAACACUGGCCAAAAUUAGCGUUUAAAUUAGUUUUUUUGCAUUUUUCACACACAAACAUGAACACUAACUUUGGCCACUGUUUUUGACUAAGUGGCUACUAAAAAAGACUGGACAUAUACCCUAUUUGAAAUACCUUGGGUUGUCUACUUUUGCAUAUGGUAUGCUAUCAUGGGGUUAAUUCUAAUUCCUGGGCUACCAUUUUGUCUCAAAGACACCAUAACCAGUCUGGCAAAAUUUUAUGUUUAUAAACUGAAAAAUUUAACCUGCUAUAUUUGACCCUGUAACUUUCCAAAACAACAUAAAACCUAUACAUGGAGGGGGAACGGUUUUACUCGUGAGACAUCGCUGAAUACAAAUAUGUGUACUUUAUUGCAGUAACAGCUAACAGUAUUAUGACAUUCACAAUUAAAAUGCUAUGCAGAACUAAAAAAAUUACAUUUCUUAUUCAUAUUAAAUUAUGAUUCAUAUAUUAAUAUCUGAUAUGAAAUGAAAGCCCUGUUUCUCCUGAACAAAAUGACGUAAAAUAAGUGUGGGUGCAUUUAUUUUGCAAGAGGUUAAUUAUAGUUGAACAGACAUAUAGCGCUAAUUCAAAAUUUUGUUUUAAUCUGAAUUUGUACAACUGCCUAUGUCCUUAAGGGGUUAAAAUAAGUUUGUUUGUGUUUUCUUUAUCAAGGUGACUUUGCAGUUCUUUUGAAGGCAGGCAUGACCGUGAAGCAGGCUGUGUUAUACAAUGCUCUGUCUGCAAUGCUUGCAUACCUGGGGAUGAUAACAGGCAUUGUUAUUGGCCAUUAUGCAGAAAAUGUGUCAAUGUGGAUUUUUGCUCUUACAGCCGGUUUAUUCAUGUAUGUGGCAUUUGUUGACAUGGUAAGUUCUAAUUUUCCAAUAAUUGAUAAACGAAUGGUAAAUUCAACAACAAUGUGAUCAACUUUUGAAUUGAGCAGAUUAUUUUUAACCCCUCCCGACCUCGGACUUACCAGGUACAUCAGACAAAAAAUGGUAAAUAGUAAAUCGCCACUUACCUGAUCGCUGGUGAUCCCCCGCCGAUCCUGGGGUCUGCCUAUACAUAAACACAAUAUAUAUAUAUAUAUAUAUAUAUAUAUAUAUAUAUAUAUUCCCUAUUACUACAUAGUUAUUUGAUUUUAUUAAUUAUAAUUUGAGGGACCUGCCUGACAACCCAGGCAGACAGUCCAGAGAAUUUAAUUGGUCCUAAAUUUAACCCUGUAACUUUCUACACCAUAAAACCUUUACAUGGGGGGUAUUGACUUCGCUAAAUACAAAUGAGCGUUUUAAAAAGUAAAACUUAUCACGAUGAUGGUAUCACCAGUAAAAGUGCAGUUUUUGUUUAAAUAAAUAAAAAAAAUAUAUAUAUAUAUAUAUAUAUACACACACACACUCGGGAGACUUUGCUGAACACAAAUAUGAGUGUUUCAAACCGUAAAAACUAUCACGACGAUAAAAUAACAGGAAAAGUGCAGUAUUUGUGUAAAAAAAAAAAAUGAAAACGCUAACUUUGGCCAGCGUUUGUGAUUAAGUGGCUACUACAAAAGACUGAACAUAUCCCAUUUUUAAUUCCCUGGGCUGUCUACUUUUUCAAAUGGUAUAUCAUGGUGGGGUUAAUUUUCAUUUCUGGGCUACCAUACCGUCUCAAAGGCAACAUAGCCUAUCUGGCAAAUAGCAAUUUACAAAAACAGAAAUUGGCAAAUCUUAUGUUUGACCCUGUAACUUUCCAAAUCACCAUAAACCUGUACUUAAGGAGUACUGUUGUACUCGUGAAACAUUACUCUAUACAAAUAUGACAUGUAUUUUAGAGCAGUAAAAUGUAUUAUACUGAUAUCACAAUUUUUGUGUGAAAAAUGCAAAAAAAACUAUAAUUGCAAAUUUUGGCCAGGGUUUGUGACUAAGUGGCUACUAAAAAAAAAACACUGGACGUACCCAAUUUUGAAUACCGUGGGUUGUCUGCUUUUACAAAUGAUAUGCCAUGAUGGGGUUAAUUUUCAUUCCUGGGCUGCUAUACAGUCUGAAAGGCAACAUAGGACCAGCAAACCAAUCUGGCAAAUUUCAAUGUGCAAACAUGUAAAAGCCCUACAUUUGACCCCUGUAAAUUUGCAAAAACUCCUAAAACCUGUACAUUGGGGGCACUGUUGUACUCAGGAGAUAUUGCCGAACACAUGUUUGGGUGCCUUUGUCAGUAACACAUAAAAGGAACUGCAAAUCCAUGCCUAAAGAACAAUGUGAGAGAAAACUAACACAAAAAAAUUACUACCCAAAAGUUUGACAAAGACUGAUGGUAAAAUUAGUGCAUGGAAAGUGUUAAAAUACCACCAUUUGAAAUAACCUAGGCUGUCUACUUUAACCCCUUAAGGACACAUGACGGAAAUAUUCCGUCAUCAAUCCUUUUUAUUCCAGAAGUUAUGUCCUUAAGGGGUUAAAAAAAACAAAAACUAUGGUCUGAUGGAGGUAAAUUACAUUGGCGACUUCAAGAAUGUCCCAAAUAGGACAUGGGUGCAUGAUGACCAGAUGUGAAAAAAGUUGGAAAACUGGAAUGCGCACCCUCCUAAUAAGGUAUUUUAGCCCCCCGAGAACCCGACACACCUAUACAUGGGUAAUAUCACUGUACUUGGGAGAUGUUGCUGAACACAUAUUGAGGUGUUCUUUGGCAAUAACCCUUAAAGCUCUCAGUACAUGUAUUCUUAAAUUGCUACUUGUCUCAAAAAAAAUCACCAAUUAUUAUUUAUUAUUUUUUUAAAUUUGGUCUAGAUUGGUGGUAAAGAGUCAAAAUACUUCAAGUUUGAUACCUUAGGUAGUCUUUUUAAAAAAAAAUAUAUAUAUAUAUAUAUGUGAAGGAUUAUUCAGGAAUUCCUGACAGAUAUCGGUGUUAAAAUGUAACUUUUUUGUUAGUUCUGAAAAAAAAUGGUUUGGAAAUAGCAAAGUGCUACUUGUACUUAUAGCCCUAUAACUAUCCAAAAAAAGCUAAGAACAUGUUAACAUUGGAUAUUUCGAAACUCAGGACAAAAUUUAGAAACUAUUUAGCAUGGGUUUUUUUUUUGGCGGUUGUACAUGUGUAACAGAUUUUGGGUAUCAAAAUUAGAAAAAGUGUUAUUUUUUUAUUUUUUGCAUCAUUUAAAAAAAAAAAAUUAUAUAAUAUGAUGAAAAUAAUGGUAUCUUUCGAAAGACCAUUUAAUGGCGAGAAAAACGGUAUAUAACGUGUGGGUACAGUAAAUGAGUAAGAGGAAAAUUACAGCUAAACACAAACACCGCAGAAAUGUAAAAACACCCCUGGUCCUGAACGGUAAGAAAAUUGAAAAGCAGUCUGGUCAUUAAGGGGUUAAACAGUUUUUUUUAUUUUUUUUUUACAUUUUUGGAAAUUAUAACAGUGUAGCAUUCUAAACAAAUCCCUUCAUCUCUGGUAUAUGCUUUAGUCUGAUAGGCCAAAGCAUGUGGAAUACUGUGUGUACUUUUUUUUGGACAUAUUACUGUAUUCAAUGGGUUUGUUUGUAAUGUUGCUUUGCCAUUACCUCUGGACUUAAAAAUGAAAGUUAGUAGCUAACUGUUUGUUUUUAUAACCGACAUCAAUUGCUACCUGUGUGAUUAUAUUUAGAGGGACACUAUAGUCACCAGAACAACUAUAAUCUGCUUCAUUUACAUAUUAGUACAGUUUAAUGAGGAUAUAUUUUUUUGAUCCCUUCGCAUUAUAUUGAGUAAGAGACAGCCUUCACAUUAGUGACAUCGCCAUACAGUUUCUUUACUGUGAUGGGCGUUAUAUCUACUGCUGCUAUCUGCCCUGCAGACUUUGCCCUUUUAAACAAAGGGUCACUUUUGCACCUGCAACAACUGAAAAAGUAAUUGAUGCUCUACCCUUCCUUGUACCCUUAUGAUUUUUUUUUUUUAUAUAUCUGACUGGAAAAACAAUUGCUAGAAUUGGUUUUAAUACAACGGAAUUGAUUUUAAUAAAUCUGUUUGACAACUGCAAUUGAUUACAUUUGAUUGACAUUUCUCAUAGCAAGUUGCACCAUUUUGAUUUCUCUCUCUCUUUGUAGGUUCCAGAAAUGUUGCAUAAUGAUGCAAGUGAUCAUGGCUGCAGCCGGUGGGGAUAUUUUCUGUUACAAAAUGCAGGAAUUCUAUUGGGAUUUUUCAUCAUGUUGGUUAUUUCUAUAUUUGAACACAAAAUAUUGUUCAUCAUUAACCUAUAACUUUUAGGUUGUUUAUGUAUCCUUAAACCAACUCAUGGUUGAGAUUAUUUUUUCCAUAACUUUAUUUUCUAGCGAAUUCUUACUAAUUGUACGAAAACAUCUGCACUUCGGUACUUGCCUUCAGACAAGAUACACUCAAAAGACUUUGUUGCAAACUGGACAUUUGUGCCAAAUGUGUCUUUGUCAGUUGUUCUAUUUUUACUUAUUUUUAAUUAUUAUUUUUUUUACUUUAAUUUAUUUAAGUAGAAAGCUGUUGCAAAAUUAUUCCAUAGUGUGGUCUUUCUUUAAAUUAACAUGUUUUUCUUUCUGUGUUCUUCAAUGUAAAACUUGAAAUUGGUAUGGUCCUCUCCCACCUUUUUAUUACUUACAUGUACAAUUAGAAAUGCAAGAAAAUUGUUUUUUUCUGUAUUUUAUUCACUAAGAUGAGAAUUGUCAGUAAUUCUAAGUAAAUUUCACAUUUAAGGUCAAAGUAUGGAAAGCAUCGGUGAACUUGAAUUCCUGACAAUUCUUACUUUAGUAAAUAACAUGGUUUUAAGAACCAAGUUGGAUACCUUAAAUGAAGACACCAAGGCUCCUUACAGCAAGCACUGCUCGGUUGCUUGGUAAGCGUGUUGUGCACUCUCAGUAUGUACUGUAUUUCUGAACUCUGGGCAUAGCUUAUUGCUCCUGAGUUCGUAUUCAGUUCUCCACUGAGUUUAGCUGUUCAUGGCAGAAUUCAGUGUAUAUACUUUUAAUGUGACUUGGCAUUGGCUCAUGGGCCAAAUAGCUUUCAGUUACUGGUUUGAAUAUGUCAUUAAGGUGAACCGUAAACUGACAUUACCUGUAUAAGCUGGGCUGUUCAUUGGUGUUGCACAAACUUGCUGUUUGUACCCUUACGGUUUAUUUAUUUUAUGUCCCUCAUCUGGCUGGAAAAAAAUACUAGUAUUUUACUACAUAAUUUCUUUUAAUCUCUGACCCUAUAGUCUAUGAUCUUAGAUAUAUACACAUUUUCAAAAAAAGCAGCAGACCUGCUAAAUGUGAUGCAUAUAAAAAUAACCAUAAAGCAGUGGAUUUUAUCAUGUGAUCAGAUUUAAGUUUAGUCUUAGUUAACUCAUUGGAGAAUUCACAUUUUUUUAAUGACCUGACUUGCCAAGCAGACCCUAAAACAUAGCCUUAAACACAGCACAGAAUCUUGAGUUGUGUGCUUUAAAUAUGUUGUAGAUUAUAAUUGAAUUGUUUUUGUCUAAAGCAGGCAACAUUGUUUUCUCUAUCCUAUACACAAGAAAGGUGUUGGCAGUUAUUUUAUUUGCCUGUAGCCUGUACAUGUUUAGUGUAUAAAUGUGCCAGGAAAGAUAUAUCCAGCGGCUGCACAAAGACGCUCCAAAGAUAUUUGCAAUGCUUACGACUGAUAAACAGUUCUGCAAUAGCUGGGGAUCUACAAAUUGGCCACCCCUAGUCUAGGUGUAUUGACCCUAAACCUAUAGCACUUAUAACACAUUUGGUUUAGAACCAUCUUGUUCAUAUCUAAUUAGACUUCACAAAACAUUAUAAAUGCCAGGUAUUUACUCGUCUAGCAGGUACUACAAAAUGAAGUAGAAUCUGUUGUUCUAGGAAAAAACUAGCAUUUUACAUCUGCUUCACGUUCAAUCAUUAUUCAAAUCAUGUACUGUAAAUUAUGGUUACAAUAUUACUACCAAAAGUGUAUGUAUAUAUAAAGUGUUCACCUUAAGUCUGCCUCUAUCAGUUGGCAUUCUGAUAGAAUCCUACAGAUAUACUGUACAACCUCCAGCACGGAAUGAGCAUUAAAAUAUGCACUAGCGAUUUUUCUUGCACAAUACAUAUAAAAGAUUGAACAUUUGGAAACCUAUACUAUAAUUUUUGUAAGAUAAACACAUUGUGGGGUAGGUUUAAAUUUCUAGUAGAGCUACUAUCACAAUAUAAUGUGUUGGGAAACAAAAAGUUAUAAAACAGUUGAUUUGAUUGACAACUUGCCUGCUUAUUAUUGCCAUUAUAAAGCUCACCUGAAUACAAGAGAGAGAAGUUAGUUACCAUAAAACUCAUACAAUUUGCAUAACGCUACCCAUGACCUUACACAAUUUAUGGGCCAGGGUACACCUUAACCCAUCACCAUAACUAUUACACUCCUGUUAUAGCAUCAGAUAAGGUAGGAGAAGAGAAGUGUCCUCAUGCUCAUAAGAUGAAAGUUGCUGUUACUGUUUUUUCCCUACUAUAGGAUCCAUCAAUUUAUGGUUUCCUCCAAAUUGCUGGCGAAGUAACUACAUGUUUCUGUUUAGGAUAACUCUGGUUAUUAUUGAGAGGUCCUGGAAACCCCUAGCAUUAUACUUUUUUUUUAUGCCUGGGUUCACAGGUUGCACUAGAGAUAAUAGUGUAGUUUAUUUUGUUGUUAUUGGGGUAUGGUGGGCAAUAGACUUAUUGACCAAAACACUUUUGUGCUGGUAAGAUUUUUCCUUGGAUGGUUGCCUAUUAUGGUAGAAAUAAGAUUGUCUGGUAAAUUAUGGUAGCAUAUUGCGCUGAGUGGUAGCUGAUUUACAAGUCCUUUAUGAGAUAGAUGCAUCCAUCACGCUUUUGCACUUAUUGUAUGGAAACGUAUAUGUAAGAUAUUAAUGGUAGCAAUCUGAUGGUUCAUGUAAUGACUCAUUGGAAUAUUUUGGUUCUAACAAUAAACCUUAUUACUAUUUAAUGCCAUGUUAUAUGUAAAAACUAUUUUACGUCUGUAGCUUUUGAAAUUGUUCAAAAUAUAUAACUGACCCUUCACUUUCUUGUGUUCAGGAAAAGUUAAAAGAAAUUAAUAUAGUAAAGCUUCAGUGUUCCAGGAGAACUUCAAAUACCUUGUAGUUUCAUUUUUGCAACAAUGUACUCACACUUAACUGUGCUCUUUAGUUGUCAAAUACCAAUAACACCAUUUUGGUCUUAUCAGAUUUAGCCUAUGACACAGACAUGCCAUAGGAUGGUUAUAGAUUGUAAUAAAAUCUUGAAUUUCCAUGUGAACCCCUUUAUUUAGUCUACACAAAACCAAUGCUUGUUAUUGGCAGUCGUGUUAGUGUAAUUAACCUUCAAAUAUUAAUUCGGUUUCUAGCUGGUCCUCCUAAGUUGAGCUGAAAUGUAUGGUUUAUUACAUAGGUAUUAUUUUGGUAGGCUCCUACAUUAUGAAUAUUGCAGCCAAUUUACUUGUAAGAGCAGCAUGCCAUAAUAAUCAGAAUUGCUGUUAACUAUUGUUGAGUAAAACUAAGUAAAAGUUAAUGGAUAGUCACCUUAAAACACAUUGUAUUGUCAUCCAUGAUAAUGGCAAUUCAUAUGUUUCCUCAAUGUCUUAUUGCAUUCUGAAUUAUUGUGUACUCUGUGUAUACAGUGUUUACAUUGCAUUGAUAUCAUUCAUGUCAUUCAAAGCCAGUUGUAAUAAGAGCGGCUUUUCCACUAACCCAUUCAAACUUUGUGUGUUAGUCAACAAGCAUGGAUAUUUCCCAUGUGUGCACAUUUCCAGAUAUGACAAUUGGAGCAUUUGAAUGGUGUGUAUGUGUGGAUAUAUGUCUCUCAAAUACACAUCCACCCACCUUUUUUACUUUCCUUUUUAUGGUUUGUCCGCGUCAUGAAACAUGAGUCGCAAAUCUUUGUUUUGAUGGUUUCUUUAAGAUGAUUGUAUCUGUUACAUUUAUACUAGGACUAGGUUACAUUGCAAUGAUGUUUAUCAAGUGGAACUUGACUGAGUGGACUAUGGUACAGUCAAACAGUUGGCUAUUACAAUGCUCAGAAUGUCAAUAUGAGGUAGUUUAGGACAUUACAGGAUGCCGUUCCUCACUGCAUCCAAGCUAGUGGUUGCAGAUUAGUCUGGUGAACAUUUAUAUGACCUGUAUAUCGUAAGGCUUCAUCUCAUGUAACCUAGUCCUUAUCUUUUCUAUGUAUUUUGUGUGAUACAAUAUUACUUUUUGGUAUCCUUUUUGGAAUAACCACAUUUCUUUGAUUCUGUAUGAACUUUUAUGAAUUUGGCAAUGAUCUUUGUUUAACAGAUACUGUUUGGAUGACCCUUAUAUAAAUGUAUGAUGCCAAUACUGAUGUUACAGUAUCGCUCACUCCAUUAGGAAUCUUACAAACUUUUUUUUGUUUACGCAACCUGAACAUUGUUUACAUUUACUGCAAUUGUUUGCCAGGUAAAAUGUUAACACAUUACAAAUAUGUUACAUGUUUUUGUUAUUUUACUUUAUUUUUAAUAGAGCUAAAUUAUGUAUUCUAGAUGAAAAUAAACUAAUUGAAAAGUGCA